GCGGGCACACCUGCUAGUAACCGCAGUUUAAUACGAUAGACUGAGACCACAAAUUGAAGACUAUUCUUUCAUCAUGUCAGGUAAAUCUGUUGGCGAUGGAGUCCUCCGUUCGAAAGUCAAGUUCAGUGUCAUACCCGAGACCCAGCAGAGUCCCUACAAGGAACUUUUCCCGGCGUUCGACGGUAAAGGUCUGGUCCGAGCCGAGCCUGGAGGUUUCGUCUACCAUCAAAACUUUGCAGAUAAUUGCCACAAGAUUUACAACAUAAAAGUGAGGAGUGACGACGUCUGGAUCCGCACCUUUCCACGAUCCGGAACAACUUGGACUUCUGAAUUAACCUGGCUCAUCAUGAACGAUUGCAAUUUCGAAGAAGCUGCUCGAGUUGGACAGCCCAUCCGUUCUCCCAACUUGGAUGCCAAUUACAUCAAUCACUGGGACAAGUUUGCCGCGGAGGGAUCUUUUGAUACGAUGGAUAUUAUUACCAUCGAUGAGAUUGAGAAAAUGCCAUCACCCAGGGUCCUCAAGUGUCACUUGCCAUUCGACCUGUUGCCUCCCAAUUUGCUCGACACCGCCAAGGUGAUUUAUGUGGCCAGGAAUCCCAAGGAUGCCAUCGUUUCGCUCUUUUACUUCCACAAGUUGGUCAACCUGUGCACUUUUACGGGAGAUCUCGAGACGUUCGUCGACUACUUUCUCGAUAACAAAGUUCUGUGGACUCCUUAUUUCGGCACUGUUUUGGACGCUUGGGGCAAGCGCAGUCAUCCCAACUUGCUUAUCCUCUUCUACGAAGACAUGAAGAAGGACAUCCGGGCUCAAAUCAAAAGAAUUUCUACAUUUCUGAACAAGCCAGUAACCCCUGAGCAAAUCGAGAAGCUGGUCGAUCACGUUCGUUUCGAUAAAUUCUCCAAGAACGAGUCGGUCAAUUACACAAAGGAAAUUAAAGCUGGUGUUGGUAAAGACGACCCGAAUAAUACAUUCGUCCGCAAAGGUCAAACGGGAGGCUGGAAGAACCAUUUCAGCCCGGAAGUGAACCGUAAAAUUGACGAAUGGAUCGCCAAGAAUUUGGAGGGAACCGGUUUGAAAUUUGUCACCGAACUGAACGAUCAAUAAAGAUCGAUCCUUAUGCUUAAUAAUGCCAGUAAAUUCAUUGGGGUUUCAUUGGGUGAAAAACGAUUUAGAGUCUUUGACAGCAUUGGGCGUCAACCCAACGCUUGUCCCCGGCUAAUAUCAUAAGAUGAUAAUAUCGGCUGUUUAUUUUUUAAAUUGAAAAAACUAUUACGCAAUUACACACAACAAAAUCUGACAUUAUAACGGGUUUUAAAAUACACGGUUUUAUGACAGGA
Messenger RNA from Daphnia pulicaria, 1338 nucleotides. Its product is annotated as sulfotransferase 1C1-like. Gene Ontology annotation, biological process: sulfation. Lineage: Eukaryota; Metazoa; Arthropoda; Branchiopoda; Diplostraca; Daphniidae. The coding region runs from base 74 to 1105 and encodes 343 amino acids. The transcript is spliced from 7 exons. Gene Ontology annotation, cellular component: cytoplasm. The record is from RefSeq and is a predicted model, not a curated record. Gene Ontology annotation, molecular function: sulfotransferase activity.